UUCGCCGGAUGUAUAAAGCAAUCCACCCGACCCUCCUUCUUCUUCCCUUCUGUUGCUAGAGAGGAAUUACCAUGAGUUCUGAUAAAAAACUCAGUUGGGCAGAUAUGCUUUAUUAUCGAAACGUACGCUACCUUUUUGGGGCGCCAGUAUGGGAUGAAAUCCCAACCGACCCGGAUGUGUAUGACCCUGUUCUACAUGGCCCCCAUAUCUAUGAUGAUGGAUUUCUGGAUCUUUCCUAUUUGUUUGUUAAGAAAGGAGGUCAAAAGGAAAUCGCAACUUCUUCUUCUUCUUCUUCUUCUUUAGCCCGUAUGAAGUAUGAAGAUGAAUUUCGCGAUCUCGAUUUCGAUCUGGAUAUGUCCUGUCUGUCGGAUGAGGAAGAACAAGAACAGGGGAUCACUACUUCUUCUUCGGUAGCCCAGAUGGUGGAGGAGGAGGAGGAGCCUCCAGUUAAUAAUUCCCACGACGACAAGGAGAAGAAAACUCCUCCACCAUCGCGUUCCGCAAGGAAGUAUGAUGAUGAUGAUGAUGAUGUAUGCGCUAAGAAAAAGAGAAUCACCACUUCUACCCCGCUGCUCAAUAAUCAUGGAGUUGAGCUUAACAAAGGAGCGCUGGUGAAAGGUGGUAAUGUCGGAGAAGCUGCAAUGGAAGACUUGAGACAUACUGAUCGGGUAGUUUCUUAGGAAUUGGAUGGCAUCAUGGCAAUGUACUUUUUUAUUAAAUGUGUUCUCCCAAUUAUUAUGAAUCAUUUUUUAGUUUCAUUUUCAAUGAAAAAAAUACAAUAAGUGAAAUUUAGAAAAAUUAAAAUAGCUCGUAAUAGAGACC
Messenger RNA from Oldenlandia corymbosa var. corymbosa, 822 nucleotides. NCBI's taxonomy places the organism in Eukaryota, Viridiplantae, Streptophyta, Magnoliopsida, Gentianales, Rubiaceae. The record is from the annotation of a GenBank genome assembly.